UCCUUUUUCUCCCUCUCCCUAUAUUUCUCUCUAGAACAUGCCAGGCCUUACUGAUGAGAGUGCGGCGAAUUUUCUCUCCUAAAGAAUUGUUAACAACUAAAUGGACACACUGACGGGAAAAAGCCAGCCGCCAGAUUGCAGGUUGCAUUAACAGCCACUUGCUGGACCUUUUCUAAUCCUCCAGAAUCAAUAGGAAUCAGGUAGAAGACACAGCUGAGACAUGGACAACUUCACUGCCACCGCUGGGAAUGCCAGCCUAUGUGCUCGAGAUUAUAAUAUUACGCAGGUCCUCUUCCCUCUGCUCUAUACAGUCCUGUUUCUUGUCGGCCUCGUCACCAACAGCCUGGCAAUGAGGAUUUUCUUUCAGAUUCGCAGCAAAUCCAACUUCAUCAUUUUUCUGAAGAACACAGUCAUCUCUGAUCUUCUCAUGAUCCUGACUUUCCCUUUCAAAAUCCUCAGUGAUGCCAAACUGGGCACUGGGCCUCUGAGGACCUUUGUUUGCCAGGUGACCUCAGUUAUAUUCUACUUCACCAUGUACAUCAGUAUCUCAUUCCUAGGCCUCAUCACCAUUGAUCGCUACCAGAAGACUACCAGGCCCUUCAAAACCGCCAAUCCCAAAAACCUGCUGGGCGCCAAGAUUCUCUCUGUGAUCAUCUGGGCCUUCAUGUUCUUACUCUCCUUACCCAACAUGAUCCUCACCAACAAGAGACCCCGGGACAAGAACAUAAAGAAGUGUUCUUUCCUCAAAUCUGAGUUUGGGCUGGUCUGGCAUGAAAUUGUCAAUUAUAUCUGUCAAGUCAUUUUCUGGAUCAACUUUUUAAUCAUCAUUGUCUGCUAUACCCUCAUCACGAAGGAACUAUACAGGUCAUAUGUAAGGACUAGGGGUGUGGGCAAACCCCCCAGGAAAAAGGUGAAUAUCAGAGUCUUCAUCAUCAUUGCUGUGUUUUUCAUUUGUUUUGUUCCCUUUCACUUUGCCCGGAUCCCCUACACCCUGAGCCAGACCCGGGAUGUCUUUGACUGCUCAGCUGAGAACAUGCUCUUCUAUGUGAAGGAGAGCACCCUCUGGCUGACGUCCCUCAAUGCCUGCCUUGACCCCUUCAUCUACUUUUUCCUCUGCAAGUCCUUCAAAAAUUCCUUGGUGAGCAUGCUUAAAGGCUCCAAUGGUGCCACAUGUCCAAACCCAGGAAAUAGAAAAAAGGGACAGAGCCAGGGUGACCCAAAUGAAGAGACAACAAUAUAGGCUGGCGGAGAACAUAUCAUGUUUCUACUGAUAACCUCUGUUAUACCCAAACUCUCAAAGGAGCAAACUUGACAAUGUCAACAUGGGGAAUGUCAAAGAAAUAGCUAAGAAUCAUGACCCUCGAAACAAAUACUGAGAGAUGACAGGUGUGAACCCCACUUUUUCAGUAU
Messenger RNA from Suncus etruscus (white-toothed pygmy shrew), 1410 nucleotides. It is a transcript of the gene P2RY12, whose product is annotated as purinergic receptor P2Y12. Gene Ontology annotation, molecular function: G protein-coupled purinergic nucleotide receptor activity. Gene Ontology annotation, biological process: G protein-coupled receptor signaling pathway; blood coagulation. The record is from RefSeq and is a predicted model, not a curated record. Lineage: Eukaryota; Metazoa; Chordata; Mammalia; Eulipotyphla; Soricidae. Bases 221 to 1240 code for a protein of 339 amino acids. Gene Ontology annotation, cellular component: membrane. The transcript is spliced from 2 exons.